AAUAAGAAUUUUAUUUCUAAAAGAAUUUGGUUGAUUUUGCUGUCAGAUUUCACUUUGUUUAUUCCUUUGGAACCAUUUUUGAUCAAAACAUUAGUAACUCCCCAAAGAAUUGCUGUGAUAAUAAGAGAAACAUAAUUUCCUAUCUCAAACAUAUUUGUUUACAUUUUUUAUAUUCCCGGUUUGUCUUGUGAAAAUUUCUUGUAACAUUAGCUUUUAUUUACGUCAGUGUACGUCAGUCACCGUGUAGUUUAGUACGCUUUUCUUGAAAAAGUUCCCGAAAAUUUCAUUUAAAAUGAUUUUAUGUUUAACUUAAUAAGUGAAAUCAAUUAGCAAAAAGCACAUCACUCCUUUUCUUACACAACACUUUUUGUUAAAUGAUAGAAAAUUCACCGAAUUCACAACUUUUUAUCUUGAUUUUUUCCUGAAAAAAAAUUAGUGAGUAAAAUGAGUAGUCAGCAAAUAACAACGUCAACACCGAAUAAAAAUGCAACUGAAUCAUCAUCGAGUUAUGGAUCAGCAGCAUCAAACAACAAUUUACCUCUCCCAUCACCGGGUGGCACUCGUUUAGCACCAGGUAUUUCCGUGUGGAACGAACACAGUCCGAGAAUAGAAACUGCUUUAGCAGAAAAUAAGAUGGUGCCCGAAUCAAAACUAACACGCAAAGAAUCGUAUAAAGCACAGCGAAAGUCUUAUCGCAAGGAAAAGAAACGUGUGGCUAGUGAAUUGCUUAGUUCACUUCAAGAUCCGGCGAUUAUCGUUCUUGCCGACUGGUUGAAGGUUCGUGGAACUCUCAAGUCAUGGACAAAGCUUUGGUGCAUUUUAAAACCAGGACUUUUGCUGAUUUAUAAAACGCCAAAAGUGAAAAGCUCGCAUUGGGUUGGAACAGUUUUGUUAACUUCGUGUCAAGUGAUUGAACGACCGAGUAAGAAAGAUGGUUUUUGCUUUAAACUUUUCCAUCCACUUGAUCAAUCAAUUUGGGCGCCAAGAGGUCCUGAAAAAGAGACAAUGGGAGCUGUUGUUCAACCAUUACCAACAUCUUACCUCAUCUUUCGUGCACCAUCACAGGCAGCUGGAAAAUGUUGGAUGGAUGCACUUGAACUAUCUUUAAGAUGCUCAGCAUUGAUGGUUCGAUCAAUUAGCAUAAGUGCAGCUGAAGGUGAAACUCACAAUGAAAGUGCAGCUUCGGGAACAAGUUCACAUGAGACGCAAUGGUCAGAAGCUGAUUAUGAAAAGCAUUUCGACGAACAUGCGAAAAGCGACAUUUUGUCACCAAUUCAAAUAUUCUUUUCGUCACGUGCUGGAACACCAGCUGGAAAAAUCUUUUUUCCCAACUCUCCUUGUCCAUCUCCGACGCCAAUUUUCCAACAACUUUAUUUGGCUCUUGCUCACUAUGAUCGAAUGCCUAUGGAAGUGAAGAAGUUGGUGUUAAAUGUUGAUGAAGUGAAUGCAAUUCAACGUAGCAAUUCCUUUCGUAAUCUUACCAGCUUUGAUAGCAACGAUAAUCAAUCAUCAUUUUCACCUACAAUGACAUUAAGAAGGAAAAGUUAUCCACUCGGAAAAGCUUCUUCGAUUCGGAUAACAGGAAAAGUUGAUAAGAAUUUGGACAUUGAUGAUAACGUGAGUCACGUUGAAGGAAGUACAACGGUGAUGUCAGCUGAGAGUGAAAGCGAGUCGGAGAAUGAACCGAACGAGUUGGAAACGGAAGUUGCUGAAACUCCUUACAUUCAUACACCAGAAGAUGAAUUUGGAGCUGCUGGUGAACAAGUUGAAGAAUUAGCAGAAGAACAUAAAAGCUUAAUUUGGUUCCUUGUGAAGCAAGUUCGACCUGGAAUGGAUUUAUCGAAAGUUGUAUUGCCAACUUUUAUUCUCGAGCCACGAUCAUUUCUGGAUAAGCUUUCAGAUUCCUUUUAUCAUGCAGAUUACAUUUCCGAAGCCGUGCUUCAAGACGAUCCAUUUAUUCGAAUGAAGUUAAUCGUCAAAUGGUAUUUAUCAGGAUUCUAUAAGAAGCCAAAGGGAUUGAAAAAGCCUUUUAAUCCAAUAUUGGGUGAAACAUUCAGAUGCUUUUGGCAGCAUCCAAAUGGCAGUCGAACAUACUACAUUGCAGAACAAGUCUCACAUCAUCCACCAAUUUCUGCUUUCUACAUUUCAAAUCGUGAAGACGGUUUCAGCUUAAGCUGUUCAAUUCUUGCAAAAUCAAAGUUUUAUGGAAAUUCAACGAGUGCAAUUCUUGAAGGUAAUGCGCAAUUGACUCUUCUACCACGUGGUGAGAACUACACACUCUCGUCACCUUAUGCACAUUGCAAAGGAAUUCUCAUGGGAACUUUAAGCAUGGAAAUUGGUGGAAAAGUUACAAUCGAAUGUGAAAAUACUGGAUAUAAAACAGAACUCGAAUUCAAAUUGAAGCCGUUCUUAGGUGGAAGCGAAUACACAAAUCUUGUGACAGGAAAAUUGAAAUUAGGAAAGCAAACUUUGGCGACAAUUAAUGGACAUUGGGAUGGAUCAAUAGCGAUAAAAGAUGUGAGGAAUAAUGACGAAAGUAUGCUUUUUGCUGCUAAUACUGAAAUGAGAACAAAACGACUUAAACGUUACACUGUUCAACUUGAAGCCCAAUCACCGAAUGAAUCGGAGAGAUUGUGGACGCAUGUCAUAGCUGCAAUAAGAAGAGAUGAUCAAGUUGGUGCAACUGAAGAGAAGACUGCUUUGGAAGAAGCACAGAGAAUGGCAGCAAAAGAAAGAAAAGCAACUUGCAGUGAUUGGAUUCCAGUAAAUUUCCAGCAAGAUUUAGUAACAGGAACGUGGCAUUAUAAAUAUGCUGAUCUCCGUCCAUGGGAUAAACACAACGAUGUUAGGCAAUACGAGUGCAAUUAUCGAAUACAAACAAAAACAAAGCAUCAAGCACCGAUAGUCAGAACAUCAAGCAUUGUUAGUGCAGAACCAUUAAGUAUCCUUAAAACCGAAUCGAGAACUUCUCUUGCUGCUCGAAGAGCAUUAAAUUCUAUACAGAAUGUAGCAUCAUUGCCUUCGAAUCGAAUUGAUGGCGGACAUUCUGAUUCAAGUGGUGACAAUGACACGCUGAUAUCGUCGUCAAAACUUUCGGAAGCUCUUGACAAGAUCACAAAGAGAUUAGAUGAACAAAAUGUUGCAAUCAUCAACAUCCAGCGACAGUUGACGAAAGUUCUUCAAAACAACGAAUUAACACCGAAAUCAACAUUGUGCAAUUUGAAUGUCGUCUCGAUAAUUAUUUUAACACUUGGCGUGGUGUUUCAUGCAAUCUUCAUGUGGAUGUUAGCGAGAAAGCAAUCAACUUGAAUCUCCUCGAUCUUUUGCUUUAUCUUGAUCAAUUUUUCAUCUUCUUCUAGUACUUCCUAUUCUACUACUUCAUAUUUAUUCUUCUACUACCUACUUCCUAGAAAAAAAAAACUUUUUCCAAGAUUUUUGUUCCUAAUUCGUUCGUAUUUCUACAAAGAACGACCGAUCGAUUUCUUUCUUGUCUACUUUCAAAUUCUGAAAAUUUCAAAUGAAAAAAGUUUUAUAAAAUGAAACACUUUCAUCACCAACAGCCAUUAAUUAUCGUAUGAAGCAAUUUCCAUUUCGAAUUUGAUAAUAUAUUUUUUAUUUUAAUUGAUUAACAAUGAGAAAAAUUUAUUUUUUAUUUAAGUGAUUUAGUGUGAAUAUUCCAAUAGGAGCUUAGAUUAAAUCGAAUAUUGAAGAUAAUCAUAGUUUCCCUGAAAAAUUCUUUAAUUUCCCUUUUUACAGUGAUUUUAAGUCAUCACAAAAAUUCAUUCUUCAUUCCAUUGAAUUUCAAAUAAAUCAAAGAAUGAACUGUGAAUUAGUGGAAACAUGAGAUAAAAUCAAUUAACUUAAGAGAUUUACAGUCAUUGUUUACGGUCAUAUGUAACCACCUACAUACUUUCAUAAAUAUUUAUGUGGAAAAAAUAUUUAAAAGCAGUUAAUGUAUUUGGUAUCAUGGUUAAAAGCAUUAAAAAGCGAUAUUUGCAAAAUUUGACUUCCUGACUUUCAUUUACAUUCUAAUUGUAUGUUCACCAAUUAAUUCUUUAAUUAUG
Molecule: messenger RNA, 4064 nt
Organism: Clunio marinus
Lineage: Eukaryota; Metazoa; Arthropoda; Insecta; Diptera; Chironomidae
Source: the annotation of a GenBank genome assembly